Scleropages formosus (Asian bonytongue) is the source of this 3194-nucleotide messenger RNA. It is a transcript of the gene apeh2, whose product is annotated as acylamino-acid-releasing enzyme. Bases 62 to 2251 code for a protein of 729 amino acids. The record is from RefSeq and is a predicted model, not a curated record. The transcript is spliced from 22 exons. Lineage: Eukaryota; Metazoa; Chordata; Actinopteri; Osteoglossiformes; Osteoglossidae. Gene Ontology annotation, biological process: proteolysis. Gene Ontology annotation, molecular function: serine-type endopeptidase activity.
UUUCCGCGCUCACACGCGAUGGUUCGGUCCGACGUGCGGUGGUUCAGUCCGGCGCGAGAGCAUGGAAUCCACGACAGAGCCCGAGUCCAUCCUUGCGAUGUUCCAGGAGUACAGCGAGUUCCCUACCCCCCUGAGUGUGGCCCUGAGCUCUGACACCCCCCACAGCCAUGGAGAGAGGAGCAUCACCCUUUGUACCGAGUGGAGCCAAAAAGGAAUAGGGACGAGGCCCGGGAGCAGCCUGCGGUUCCAGAAGCAAUACAAUCUGGUUUGCGGCGAAAGGACCGUGAUCCGGACUCUGCUCCCAGGCCCCUGCAACCAGCUGCUGGGAGAGUUGCUGACCCGAGAGUCUCCUUCUGGAACGCUGAAGGCCGUUGUCAGGGAACAAACUCGUGAAGGUGUGACACAUCAGUUCUUGGAGAUAUGGAGCAAACAUAGAAUGAUGAAAAACAUUGACCUCACUUCCUUAAACAAACAUGGAAAAGUGUAUGAUGAUGCUCAGUUUGGCUGUCUGGCCUGGUCUCCAUGUGAGGGCAAGGUGCUGUAUGCUGCAGAGAUGAAGCAGGGUAAGGUGGGCUCAUCCUCUGUUCUGGAAGAGACCAGGGCAGCCAGAGAUGACGCUAAGGCGGGACCUUCUGGAGAGGAAGUGACGGGUUGGAAGGGACACUGCAAUGUGUACCAGGAUGACUGGGGAGAGGGUCUGGCCAGUAAGAGUACUCCAGUGCUCUGUGUGGCAGACAUUAGCAAGGGCACGGUGCUGCUGCAGCAGGGAAUCCCACCACAGGUGUCCCCAGGCCAGGCUCUUUGGGCACCAGGAGGUGAUGGUGUCCUCUUUGUGGGUUGGUGGCAUGAGCCCUUUCGCCUGGGACUGAAGUUCUGCUCCAACAGGAGGUCUGCUCUGUUUCAUGUGGACCUUGAAGGGAACUGUGAGUUGCUGUCCUCAGACUCCAAUGCAGUGUCAUCUCCACGCCUCAGUCCAGAUGGACGCUACAUUGUAUACCUGCAGGGCCAAGUGUUUGGACCCCACAAGCAGUGUCUCAGUUUGCAUGUGUAUGACUGGAUGAGGAAGAAGGUCACUCUCUUGGUGGAUGUAGUCAACAGACCAAUAGAAGGGGAGUUUGCAGGACUCUAUGAGGCCUUGCCGGAACACUGCUGGUCCUCUGACAGUCAGAGGGUGGUUUUCAGCAGCCCCAGGAGAAACUGGAAGGAGCUCUUUGUGGUAGACAGAUUCACAAGAAGGGUCACUCGCCUUGUUGACAAUGAGGAAUUUGGCUGUUGGAAGCUGCUGGCCAUAGAACAGGACUUGAUGGUGGUUUGCUGUUCAGGACUCAACUGUCCACCAUGCCUGAGAGUGGGAUUCCUGCCUCCUCCUGGAGGUGAAGCAGGAGUGAUAUGGACUUCGCUAGAAGAGCCUCAUCAGAUCCACAUGUUGGACUGGAGGGUCUUGGAUGUCACCCCUACUGUGCAGGAAGAGAAUACAGAGUACUCUGGCCUGGAUUUUGGGGCCCUGCUGCUGAAACCCAGGGGUACCAGGGGAGGGUCUAAGAUUCCAUUGGCUGUGUUUGCCCACGGUGGACCCCACUCCCAGUUCUGUGCUGAGUGGAAUGUGUUCUCUGCAGCGCUGGCCAGGGUGGGCUUUGCUGUGCUUAUGGUGAACUAUCGGGGAUCUACUGGGUUUGGACAGGACAGCAUCCUCUCUCUCAUUGGCAACGUUGGCAGCCAGGAUGUCAAGGACAUGCAGAGAGCAGUGAUGACUGCCUUGCAGAGUGACGCGACCCUUGACCCUAAGCGAGUAGCAGUGAUUGGCGGCUCUCACGGUGGUUUUCUAGCAUGUCACCUGAUUGGCCAGUAUCCAGACUUCUACAGAGCAUGUGUGGCCAGGAACCCCGUAAUCAAUGCUGCCACCUUGUUGGGCACCAGUGACAUUGUUGACUGGCGCUAUUCUGUCCUUGGGCUACAGUACUCGUACGACCGACUGCCCAGUCCUGACGAUCUGACUCUCAUGCUUCAGAGUUCUCCGAUAGUACACGCCUCACAGAUCAGGAGCCCGGUACUCCUGAUGUUGGGAGGAAAGGACAAGAGGGUAUGUCCGCACCAAGGCCUGGAACUUUACCGCGCACUGAAGAGUAGGGGCUCCCCUGUCAGGUUACUGUGGUACUCCGAGGACGGUCACACUUUGUCUCGCGCAGAUACCCAGGCUGACUGCUUCCUCAACACAGCUCUCUGGUUCCUGCAACACCUGGAUCUGCACUGAACAGUCUCUGUGUGUGGUCAGCUUGACCGGACCUUAGCUGAGCCCAUGCAGCUCAAAUCCAUGGAAGCCUUGAUUUUUGCUGGUUAUGGGCCCUGCACUUGAUAUGGACCAGUGCUGAAUCUCCAGGAAUGAGUCUUACUCAAGUCUGGCUGCCUGUUCUAUCUGCUCUGCUGCUACUUACCUGUGUCCCCCUUGUUGCCAAGGAAACUGCCUCAAAAGAUGCUGGUUCUAGACUCACUAGCUCACCCCCAGCUGUUACCUCUUUUUCACUGAGGGUUUGAUUGAGGUUAAGGUAAGUAUACGUGCCAUGCUGAACCGUCAAUUUACAAGUUAUUACUGUAAAUGGUAAAUGCAGCAUUUGCAAAACACUGCCAUAGUUCCUCAUAAUGGUUUAAUCAGUGAUCAUGAUGGUGGAUUUAAAGAAAAAGAAUAUUGACAAUGAGAAUGACAAAGAAUGACAUCUUAUUUGUUAAUGCAGAUGGCAGUGUCAGAAAAUGUUAAUUGUACUUAAUAAUUUUGCCAUUCCUGGCAUUCUGUCAGUCACAUUUCUUUUUACACAUGAAUGAGCUGUAGAAAACGUGAACCAUGAAUGUGCUGCAGUUUGAAGUGUGGCAUUUUGUAACAAAGGCUGCAAUACCCAAAGUGCACAACAGGAGGCAGUAAAGGAAUGUUCACCCUUGAACAUACACAUUUAGUUCUGAUAGUUCUGGCUGUUUUAUUCAGUUCCUUUUUGUAUUUUGCUGCUAUCCCCAUCACCAUAAUUAACUGCAUAUUUAACAGUUUUGUCAGACAGAUUUCCUGUGGCAGCCAAUGUUUACAUACUAGCUAUGAAAAUGAAGCUAUUCAGGGCUCUCCACCUGGUAAGAUGAUCUGGUCUUUUGCAGAACAGCACUAUAGAGCUUUCUAGGAAAAUGAAUUGGUAAUUAGUUUUUUCCGAAAUAUC